AGCAGCGGCAGGACCGACGGCGACUCUGUGCCCAAGUUUCACGACAGUUUUGUCCUUUCGAAGGCGGACUGAGGCCGACCCUGUUUGAACCUGGACUUUAAAGACACUCUACUGGUUUCUGCUGUGGUCUUACUGGUUCCACCUUUUCCAUUAACGCUAAUUACGUCUGACACAGUCUCUGUUGAUACUCCAGCAAACGGCCCCUCCCACUCCUCUGACAUCACGGCGAGGGCCUCAAACCUGUGCUAGUGUGGAGACAGCACACAAACCGGACGAGGAGGAGGAGAGCCUGAGCAGGAUGCUGCACUGCAUCACUGAUGAUACCCACAAAAGACCAGAAGAAGAAAAGGAGGAUGAGGAAGUUUUUCUUUUUCCUCUUCCUCCCAUGAUCAUGACGACUCCUAAAGACAACCCUGUGGGCCAAUCAAAGGCUGCAGCAACACCUCCAAUCAAUCAGAAUGCCAGCUCCGAGUCGGGGGAGGAUACAGUGGGUACACUGCCAGAUUCCAACAGGGAAGCAUUACCAUGGCAACACAAGGAAGUGGAGGAGCACGAUGAGGCAGAGACGAAGGCGGUGGCCUCUUCUCCUGAUGGGCGAUUCCUCAAGUUCAACAUCGAGAUCGGCCGAGGGUCCUUCAAGAAGGUUUACAGAGGCCUGGACACGGAGACCACGGUGGAGGUGGCCUGGUGCGAACUGCAGACUCAUCGCCUGAAUAAGAUGGAGCGUCAGAGGUUCAGUGAGGAGGUGGAGAUGCUGAAAACCCUGAAGCAUCCAAACAUUGUCCGAUUCUAUGACUCCUGGAAGUCAAUGGUGAAGGGACAUAAAUGCACCAUCCUGGUGACGGAGCUCAUGACGUCUGGGACACUCAAAACGUACCUGCGCAGAUUCCGUCCGAUAAAGCUGAAGCUGCUGCAGCAUUGGAGUUUUGAGAUUCUGAAGGGGCUUCAGUUCCUGCACUCACGCUGCCCCCCCAUCCUGCACCGAGACCUCAAGUGUGACAACAUCUUCAUCACUGGUCCCACUGGCUCUGUCAAGAUCGGAGACCUGGGCCUCGCUACGCUCAAGAAGGCCUCAUUCGCCAAGAGUGUCAUUGGGACCCCGGAGUUCAUGGCUCCAGAGAUGUAUGAGGAGAAGUACGAUGAAGCUGUGGAUGUUUAUGCCUUUGGCAUGUGCAUUCUGGAGAUGGCAACAUCCGAGUAUCCGUACUCUGAGUGUCAGAAUGCCAUCCAGAUCUACCGCAAGGUCACCAGUGGAACCAAACCAGACAGUUUUUUCAAAGUACAAGACCCAGACCUGAAGCAGAUCAUUGAAGGCUGCAUCCGAACAAAGAGCAGUGAGAGGUUCACAGUCCAGGACCUGCUGGACCUUCGGUUCUUCCAGGAGCGGUUGGGUGUCCACGUGGAGCUGGCCGAGGAUGAUGACGGCUCUAAGUCGGCCCUGACGCUCUGGCUCCGGAUGGACGAAAACAACAAGCUUCAUGGCAAAUACAAAGACAACAAUGCCAUCGAGUUUCUGUUCGAGCUGUACAAAGAUGUCCCCGAGGAGGUGGCCCAGGAGAUGGUGGUGCUGGGUUUCCUGUGCGAGGCAGAUUACAAGCUGGUUGCCAAGGCAAUCAGACAGCAAGUGACGGCCAUAAAGCAUCAGCGAGAGAAACAGCGCCGCCUCCUAGGGGAAGCCCAGAACCACCAGAGGGAUGGUGUCAUCGAGGAGGCACCUGAGCCCACACCCCAGCCACCUGAGCCACCCAAUCAGAAGCCGUCAUCCGACAUGGGAAUGUCUGCAGCUGGACAAGUGGCCAACAAGGACUCAGGUGUUGUUUCGGCUCCUGACUCCAUGAGGUUUCAAGCUCCGCCCACCGCAACAGUGACAUCAUCAAGCAGGAGCCCAGUAGAUCCUGGGAUCCACAGGACAGAAGGAGACAGAAAGAAAAAGGAGGAGGACAAGCCCCCCAAACACACCUCCUAUUCAUCCGCCACCCAAGACUGUGACUCAGGUGUCCCAGAAGAUGCCGAAGCCAUGCCCCCUUCAAUCACAAACCCUGCCCUCCUCACUUCUGGUUCAACCCUUGCUCCAGUGGCUCAAGAAACCCCUUUCCUUGAGACCCCUCCCCCUGUGACGCAUUCGUCCAAGGCCUCGCCUCUUCCGGUGCUGCGUUUCCCUACGAGCAUCGCCGUGUCCCAGAGUGCCGAGCAACCACCACCUGGACUAGUCUGUGGCUUCUCUUCACCUGUCGACAGCUCUGAUGUGACCUCGGGUUUGAGUGACGGCAACGAUGGCCAAUCAGAUAAGAGCAACCAGGAAGUACCUAAAAGGUCGGCUACGAAGCAGUUCAGGCGAAGAAUAAGGGCUCGUCUGAGAAUCACAGGGGUGUCGGACCAGGUGGACCGGGUGGUGGAGUGUCAGCUGCAGACUCACAACAGUAAAAUGGUGACGUUUAAGUUUGACCUGGACGGAGACAAUCCAGAGGACAUCGCCUCUGUAAUGCUCCACAGAGACUUCAUCCUGCCCUCAGAGCAAGAAGGAUUUAUCCUCCGCAUGCAUGACAUCAUCAAGAGGGUGGAGUCAAUGAUGAAUCAGCAGCCAACAGACGCCAACAGGUUACCUCGACUGACCGAGUCCACGUCAGCCCAGCCCCUCUCCAGAACUCUGUCCUCAUCAUCACUACCAGAUAUUGCAGGCUCUGACUCCUCCCCCUUGAAAGGUGUAGUAGACUUCUUCAUCGACUCUGAGGCCAUGCCCCAUGUCAGACCACUGAGGUCACAGUCCUUGCACACCCCAUCAGGUGCAGAAGAUGCUGUCCCUUCCCCCUCACACCUCCCCCUUCUUCCUCAGUACCCUCUCCCAUCCCCUGACUACUCCCUCUAUGCCCCCUCCUUCCCCACCCAGACCCCCUCCCCUGGCCUCCACCAAGUCUACAGUAACCCCACCCUCCUCACUGCAUCCUCCUCCCCUUCUGCACCUCAGCCCGCCCCACCUCACUGGCCACCCCCUGAGCAGCCUCUCUUUUCCCUGGCUAAUGUGUUCUCUCUGGCCAUGAGCAUGGCCCAGUCCCUUAUGCCCCCACCUGGGACCCCCAACCAGGGCUUUCAUCCCCAGCCCCCGUUUCCCUCACCCCAGAGCCCCAUUGCUCCAUUUCUGGGCUCUCAGCUCCAUCCUCUAAACCAUACCUCCUCCUCAGCUCCCUUCUCCCUCCAACCGCCCUACAGCCCCCCUACCCCUCAGACAGGUCCUGCACCUGAAGGCCAGCAGGGGGUGCCAGCCAGCCGGGCUCCACAAACACCUCAGCAUCACAUUCCAGAGCAGGUGAAGGUCAGCUCAGCUCCGCCCCCCCAUGGUUCAGAGAACAUCUCUGCUCCCAGUCGGACCAGCACUCCCAGUUUGACCAGUGUUCCCAGUCUGACCACUACUCCCAGUCUGACCAGAACUCCCAGUCUAACCACUACUCCCGGUUUGACCAGUGUUCACAGUCUGACCAGAUCGCCCAGUCUAACCACUGCUCCCAGUCCGACCAGAACUCCCAGUUUGACCAGAACUCCCAGUCUAACAACUACUCCCGGUUUGACCAGUGUUCACAGUCUGACCAGAUCGCCCAGUCUAAACACUGCUCCCAGUCCGACCAGAACUCCCAGUUUGACCAGAACUCCCAGUCUAACAACUACUCCCGGUUUGACCAGUGUUCACAGUCUGACCAGAUCGCCCAGUCUGACCACUACUCCCAGUUUGACCAGUGUUCCCAGUCUGACCAGAACUCCCAGUCUGACCAGUGUUCCAAGUCUAACCACUACUCCCAGUUUGACCAGAAAUCCCAGUCUGACCACUACUCUCAGUCUGACCAGUGUUCCCAGUCUGACCAGAAAUCCCAGUCUGACCAGUGCUCCCAGUUUGACCAGUGUUCCCAGUCUGACCAGAACUCCCAGUCUGACCAGUAUUCCCAGUUUGACCAGUAUUCCCAGUCUGACCAGUGCUCCCAGUUUGACCAGUAUUCCCAGUUUGACCAGUAUUCCCAGUCUGACCAGAACUCCCAGUUUGACCACUACUCCCAGUUUGACCAGUAUUCCCAGUCUGACCAGAAAUCCCAGUCUGACCAGUGCUCCCAGUUUGACCAGUGUUCCCAGUCUGACCAGUGUUCCCAGUCUGACCAGUACUCCCAGUUUGACCAGUAUUCCCAGUCUGACCAGUGUUCCCAGUGCUCCCAAACCCAGAGGAGAACUCUCAGCCUUCUCGCCACCUGCAUCGACUCCUCCCAACAGAGUGUCCUCGCCCACCUCACCAUCACCCAAACUGUCUCCCAUACAGGAGGUAAAGAAACCGUCAGUCUUCAGCGUUGGCCGUUUCCAGGUGACGCCAUCUGAAGAUGUCCCUGGUGUCCAUCAUCAGGAGCCACGCCUCCUCAAUGAGGCCAUACCCCCUGCACACUCCCCACCUCCCUCCAGGAACAACCAAUCAGAGAGCUCGGAGAGCAGCACAGAGGAGCAGAGCGAAUCGGGGAACAGUAUUAUCCAAGUGUCUGUCUCCUCCCCUGUUGGUUACCUUGGAGGACAAGAGCAGAGGAGGAGGAAGAAGGAAGAGGAGAAGGAGAGGGUGGAGGGUUGGAGGCUGAGCAUCAGUCGGUGGGAGGGGUCAGCUGGAGGCCCUGGGAUGACCAGCAGCAGCUCCAGCCAAUCAUGGAGCCGCUCUGUGGCUUACAUUAGCUCUGACGAAUCAGAGGGUGAAAAUGAGAUGUGGGAGGAGCUACAGGAGCUUCGUGAAAGACACCUGGUGGAGGUGCAGAACCUACAGACAAAUCAGAAGCGAGAGAUCGAGGAGCUGUACCUGAGGAACGGGAAAGUCCCUCCGGUAGCUAUCUUCUCUCCAGCUGCCAUGUUGAACCACCGCCAUCGUCGCAUCUCCAAGAAUGGAAAUUACACACCUAACCGCAAGAACAACCUGCAGAGACUGGAGGUGCUGCCCCCUGCAGGUAUCAUGAGAAGGAGCCCGCUGAGCAGCAGCAGCAGCGGAUCCCAGGAAAGAGCAGGGAAAGGAGUGACGUUCACCCCGGGGCACAGCUGAACGUGAGAGAAGAGCUGCUGACUGAAGACGUGAGGAAGAGGAGUUCUCCCUGAACACUCGUCACUUUAUCAAAGCCACAGAAACAAGGCAAUGUUCAGACACUGAGGGCAACAGGACUAUUGCUUUACUCUGCUGAAUCAUUUGACCGAGACUGAAACAUUUAAGCACUUUAAGAGAAAACACCGCGUCCCACUGAACCGGUCUAACUUUGUUUUACUCAUGAGGUUCUGCAGGUUCCACAUGUCAGACUACUUAUUUAUUUCCAAUUUAAUUAGAAGAUAAACCCCUGGAGAUGCAUCAGAGGCUCCUUAGACGCACACACGUAAACAAAUACAUCAAAACAAAGACAAUAAAAAGAACACACAACGACUCUCCCACAGUCACACACCACAUCAGCAGGGCAUAGAGUAAACAAACACAGAAGUAAAUAAAGUGACACGAUGCAACAACCAGCAACCAGAGCAUCAGAGGUCAAUGUGCAGAGAAGCAAGAAACCAGGUUCAGGAAGUGAAUCCAGUUCGAUGAUGGUUUUUUUUUAAAGAAAUGAACAAUAAAGACAAACUGAUGUAAACAAUGGAAGCUGAGGACAAAGGACAGUUAAUGUCGAUGCAUCUGAAACUACAGCGGUGCCCAGUUAAAACUAUGUCAGAGUUCACCAUCUUCAGUAACAGUAACAUUUAUUUUAAUGUACUUCUAUAAUAAAUUCAACAUGAGGCAUCAACGAAAACUGUGAAUCCAACAGAGAUAUUUCAGUUUAUGAGAUCAGUACAAUUAAUGGAAAACCGAGCAGAUCAGUGACUGGGAAUAGAAAACUACACGAUUCAGCUCAGAAAUGAGAUUCAACAGGUUUUUUGGCAUUAGGCUUUUAUUAUUUUACGGAGUAAGUGGACAGGACGGAGGGGGUCAGUGGAUCGGACCCACCACACAGUCGGCGGUUGGAGUCGAGCUGCUGUCAUCGCGUACACGCUGUGCUUGUAUAUGAUGUUUUAAAAACUGAGGUUUACCCGAAAACCUGAUUCUGAAAGCUCUGCCCUCCAUCUCCAGGAGGAAACUAAAACCUGCUGUCUGUUGUCAACAGCUUGUCCAUGGUCCACCGCCCACCACAUCAGGCUUCUGUCCAGCACAGUCCUGAUGAGUUCAGCUUGUAUUCAUUUACUACUGCGCAUUAUUUUCUACCUUUAACUCCACCUGCUGCUCAUCCAGUCACAACUCUGACGUCAAGAGAAGCAUUUCAGGUGUGCAACCAGUUUGCAGGUGGUUUAAGACUGAGUCAGUUCAGAGUCGUGUGUAUGUGCUGCACAGUCCGUGUCUCAGCUUAUGAUCUGCAUGAAAGCAGCUAAAGAAAAAUUGGAAGAUUUAAGGAGAGACCGAACCAACAGCCAUCACCUCCUCUGGUUUCUACAUGACAAAGUCAGUGACGCGGCCACGUGGCUCCACAUAACUCAUUUUGUUCCCGUUGUUAAAGUUUGACUGGUAUUAAACCUGGUAUAUGAAAUGUUUGCGGCAAUACCGUCUCCUGGGUUUCUAUUAAGGUAGAAGUUCGCUGCCGACUCUUAUUUGGUGACUUUAACAGCCAGUAGCAGGAAGAGAGCCGAAUCCUACAGGCCUAGAAUGAACAGUUUACAAAUGAAUAUCAAGUGAGAAAAACAAAUCUCCAGUGGCGCUUCCAAGGAGCAGAGACAGGAUGUCCCCGUCCUCCGGUCAGAGAAGAACUGCAGCGCCUCGAUCCCAGGAGAAUAUUGUUGACCACGUGGCUGUUACGUCAGAGCAAGUCUUGAUCGAGUCAGACAGAAAACUAACCAGCAUGCUUUGGGUCAUCUCCUGAUGCAGCUGGAAAUGGUAGGAACCUGCAACUGGAGACUUCACAAUAAAAGCCCUGUGUAUUAUUGAAAAUGUCAGAAACACUGUGGAGACAUAAGACAAACAACUUUAAUCUUCAAGGACAGAGCAGCUGCAUCAGAUUCAUAUCUGAGGAGAAAAGAGAGACAAGCGAAGUGAGCUGCUCCAAGAGCAGCAAUAAAACCUGAACAGGUGAGUGAUGAAUGUCACUUUACAAGGGCUGGACAAAAUAUCAGAAACACCCGGUGGUGCUAAUACUUCAACAGUAAAGUACGUUUACUCCAAUACUGUACUUAAGACAGACUGAGGUAAUUUACAAAAAUAUCAGCCUCCAAAUCUACCUGAAGUACCAGCAGUACCAGUACCCGUCCAGCAGAACGGCCCGUGUCCCAGUAACGUCUCUGAUACUGGAUCAUAGUG
Molecule: messenger RNA, 7309 nt
Organism: Monopterus albus (swamp eel)
Lineage: Eukaryota; Metazoa; Chordata; Actinopteri; Synbranchiformes; Synbranchidae
Product: serine/threonine-protein kinase WNK4-like
Exons: 26
Coding region: 299-5050 (1583 amino acids)
Biological process (GO): protein phosphorylation
Molecular function (GO): ATP binding; protein serine/threonine kinase activity
Source: RefSeq, a predicted model, not a curated record